AACAAAGACCAAGAUUCACGCGCCACCAUCGAGGAGUAGGAUACAGCUUGAUCUCUGUCAAGAAACCGAGCAUGUCCGACUGACACCUUCCAACUCACAAUACUUUUUUCACAAACCCUCAACUCUUCCACCUUGUUCAUAAUUCUAGAGAGAGAAACACUGUGUGUUUGUGUGUGAGAGAGAAACAUAGCAAAAGGGUGUCUCUAUCAAACAAUCUUUGUUAGUUCUGAUGAAAGGGGAUGGAGGAAAGAUGGUAAUCAAGUCCAAAUUGAAGUGGGUAGGCUUAGUUGGACUUGUACUCUCUGCUUUAUCUCUUUUCACUCACUUUCUUCUUGCAAGAUAUUCCUACACAGAUGACAACCUCACUGAGUAUCAAGCUAUUACCAUUUUCUCUUGGAGACCUAUCUUUCAGAAUGCAGAUCUUUCACCCAAUAGUAAAUUGCAUAGAAGACUGUGGGGGCCUGUUAGGCGGCUUGAAUCGUUACAGCCUCAUGCUAAACCUAGACAACACUAUGCAGUUCCAGUUUCCGAGUCAGAUAGAUUCAUUUUCGUACGGAUACGUGGAGGCUUUCACGAGAUUAGGAGUUCAAUAUGUGAUGCUGUUGUUAUUGCUCGGCUCCUCAAUGCUACACUUGUGAUUCCCGAGAUUCAGUCAACGACAAGCAGCAAGGGAAUCAGUGCUCAGUUUAAGAGUUUUCCUUACCUUUACAACGAGGAUCAUUUCAUGGAAGCAUUAGCAAAUGAUAUCACAGUAGUAAAGACGCUUCCCAAAAGCCUCAAAGGAGCUAGAAGAAAGAAAGAAAUCCCUUCGUUUAAAGUCGUCAACUCGCAAUCUCCGUAUUAUUAUUUACAUCAUGUUCUCCCGGUUUUGAAACGCCACUCGGUGGUUGAGCUUGUUGUUUCUGAUGGUGGAUGCUUGCAGGCAAUACUUCCUCCAGAUCUUGAGGAAUAUCAACGGCUGAGAUGUCGUGUUGCAUUUCAUGCUUUAAGCUUCCGUCAAGAGGUUCAAGAAUUGGCAACCAAGAUUUUACAUAGGUUAAGGGCUCCAGGAAGGCCAUUUAUAGCAUAUGACCCAGGGAUGACAAGAGACGCUUUAGCAUAUUAUGGUUGCGCUGAACUCUUCCAGGAUGUGCAUACUGAACUUAUUCAGCACAGACGGUUAUGGAUGCUCAAACGCGGUAUCGUCAAGGGAAAUCUUACCGUGGAUUCAAACGCGCAACGCCUUAACGGUUCUUGUCCACUUAUGCCGGAAGAGAUUGGUAUCAUCCUUCGUGCAUACGGGUAUUCAUGGGACACGAUAAUCUACAUAUCGGGAGGAGAAGUGUUCGGUGGUCAAAAGAAACUAAUCCCAUUUCACGCAAUGUUCGAAAACGUUGUCGAUAGGACAUCCCUUACAACACCUUGGGAAUUAAACAAAAUAUACGGCCGUGAAGCCAACCUUGUCGACAAAUACCCGAAAACCCCACCAUCUGCCGAGCAAGAAACGAAAAAAGAUACAUGGAAAACGUCGGGUCAACGCCCACGGCCGCUGCCGCCACCUCCCGCCAGGCCAAAGUCGUAUAACAUCGAAGGGUGGUGGGGUUGGGUGGCUGAGAGCGAUAACGAGCCCGAGAGUACUGUGAUUGAGCUGAGGACUAAUGCCCAUAAACUUCUUUGGGAAGCCAUUGAUUACGUGGUGUGCGUUGAAGCUGACGUGUUUGUUCCGGGCUUUGAUCGCGACGGUAAGGGAAGGCCUAGUUUCGCGAGUUUGGUGAUGGGGCAUAGGUUGUAUCAAUCGGCUACCGCUAAAUCGUUUAUGCUCGACAGGAAAGAGAUUGCGAAACGUAUGGAAGAAAUAAGCGACCAUUUAUACGAAUUCAACCAGACGUGGAUCAAAUCAGUGCGAAAUCACCUACGUAAAAGCUUGGUUGACGGAUUAACCGAAGAGUCAAAAAUAUCAAAGUCGUUAUCUUUUCUCUCUUUCCCAGUUCCCGAAUGUGCUUGCCUGAGAUCGAACCCGAACGGUGCGUCAUCUCGCACGUCUGCUUCCCAACUGCCGUUAGCUCUUAAAGUUGCACCUUCAUGUCCUGCUUGGAUGGGUAAAGACGUAAUUUCUCGUUCUGCGGACAAGGAAAACGAAGACGAUCUUGACGAGGAUGAUGAUUCGGGGACUUUUAGUUUGUUUUUCCGGCAAAGUGGCGGCGGUUCUAGCAACAGAAAUGCGGUGAGUAAUGGUGGCGGCAGAGGUGGUGGAGAGAUGAUGAGCAGCAAAGAAGAGACUCAGAUGGAAGAUCAAGAAGAAAUGGAGGGCGGCGAUCGAUAGAAGUUAAGAGAGCGUCUAGUUGUAGCCUAACUUUAGUUAUUUGUAAUCUUGUACAGUUGGAACAUAACAUAUUGCUGUUUAGACUGUUCUAGUUUGUAUGCACAGUUUGACUUUUGAUGUCAAAGCUGUUGUCUUCCAAUUUUAAAUCGAUAUAAGUUAUUUAUACUUUUAUAGA
Helianthus annuus (common sunflower) is the source of this 2477-nucleotide messenger RNA. Its product is annotated as O-fucosyltransferase 27. Gene Ontology annotation, cellular component: Golgi apparatus; cytoplasm; endosome. The transcript is spliced from 10 exons. The record is from RefSeq and is a predicted model, not a curated record. Lineage: Eukaryota; Viridiplantae; Streptophyta; Magnoliopsida; Asterales; Asteraceae. The coding region runs from base 230 to 2302 and encodes 690 amino acids.